CAGGAAGAACAGGCCGCGAAGCGCACCAAGGUCAUGAGGGAGAUCGUCACGAACCUCGACAUCGAGGGCUCGGAAAGCGACUGGGCUUCGAUCUACGAGGAUCAGGACACUUUCGUCGACCGUGUGUGCCAGCACACCGACGAGGACGCCCUGCACGAUCUCUUGACCCAGUACGGCAGCAAAGACCCGAUGGCGGGCAGCACGAAGCCGAAGAAGGUGGAGAAGCUCAUGGAGCUGGCGGCGGACGCCCCCGCGCCCUCGCAAGGCGAGCUGGGCGAAGGGCCUCGGCAGCCAGCGGCUCCCACCGGCGCCGCCGCAGUGCGGCAGCAGGC
This is a messenger RNA of Prorocentrum cordatum, 332 nucleotides long. Lineage: Eukaryota; Dinophyceae; Prorocentrales; Prorocentraceae. The record is from the annotation of a GenBank genome assembly.